AGCAGCAAACGUGCGAGCGAGCGAGCCUCCUCCGUCCGUUGGGAGAGAAGAAAAUAAACCCACUGCUGCUAAAGCGAGCUAGUUAUGGAAUCACACACUAAAUGCCGAUUUUGGCAUCGGUGACUCGGCAAGAGGUGCUUUCUCUGCAUGCUGCGUCUCUAACUGGGAGAGAAGCUCUGGAGCUCAAUGGAUUUGUAGACCCCCCCCCCUUUUUUUAAAAGUCAACUUGAAGAAGCUAGCCAGGAGUGGAUUUCGUUAGCUAUUCUGUGAGCUAGCUAAUUGGGCUAACCCAAGCUAGCAGAGGAGCACUGGGUAAACUUCGGCUGGACUGACUGCUGCGAGUGGGAUAGCAGCCUGCUAGCUGACUGGCAAACAUUCGCCUGGCUUUUAUCCUUCAGAUGGGCGUAUAUUGUUACUUACUGAACGCUAUCGCCUCGGAGCUUGAGGCCGAUAACUGGGUGCAAAUGUUGUUUUUGUGGCUUGCGCCAUCACGUUAUUGAUUUGGAUUUCCACUGGCAAGCUAGCGGGUUAUUAGCCACCUCUGUCGCCACUCCGCUUUGUGGGUGCAGGCCAUGGACUGAGAGGCAUUCAUCACUGACCGAGUGAUGAGUAGGCUGGCUUGAUGGCAGCUAAUCAUAUAUUGGGAGGCGGUAAUUGGAUACAACUAAAGAGACAAAAGGAGCGUCUGAUUUGAACUGUCUUGUAACACAACAACAAUUAAAACCCUCCUCGGCCAUUUUUUUUGAUAAUGCAUCGGAGUGCGGGACCAUUUUCGAAGUUGGGAUAGAAGAGACGCACAAGAAAACAACGGGAUUAGCGCUCCACUGCUGAUAAAGUUCUCAAAGAAACAAUCCGGGUGACUUUGAAUAAGAGGUGAAAUACAAUGUCUGCCGCAAAAGAAAAUUCCUGUAGGAAAUUCCAGGCGAACAUCUUUAACAAGAGUAAAUGUCAGAACUGCUUCAAACCACGGGAGUUGCAUCUCUUAACCGACCAGGAUUUAACCCAGGCUAAACCUAUUUAUGGUGGAUGGCUGUGCUUGGCCCCUGAGGGAACUGACUUUGACAAUCCUAUGCAGAGAUCCCGGAAGUGGCAGCGGAGAUUCUUUGUGCUGUAUGAACAUGGCUGCCUGCGCUUCGCACUGGAUGAAUCGCCAAGCACGCUGCCCCAGGGCACGGUGAACAUGAACCUAUGUACAGACGUCAUUGAUGCUGAGCCCAAGACGGGCCAGAAGAACGCCCUGUGCAUCAUCACCCCAGACCAAGAGUACUUCAUCAGAGGAGAGAAUAAAGAGAUCAUCAAUGGGUGGAGUGAGCAACUGGUGGUGUACCCCAGGACCAACAAGCAGAACCAGAAGAAGAAACGCAAGGUGGAGCCUACAACCUCUCAGGAGCCAGGUCCAGCCAAGGUAGCGGUGACGGGCUCUGGAAUCCCCGAGGCAGAGAAGGUUCCAGACUCCAGUUCCAUCAUCUGGCAGGAGGAACUGAACCAGAGGGAAGCCGAGGGGGCAGCCGUCUGGUCUGCUGCUGACCUGCCCCCUCUGGGAUCACCACUGCCCCCAGCAGGUGACUGUGCCUCUGUAGGCCAGGGCUCUGACGCCGGCUCUGUGAAUGGUGACGAGGUGGACCGGGGUGGCCCGGCAGCACUCCAUGGCUCAGCGCCCCAGCCACCUGGUGACCUGCUCUCCCCAACGGGCUCCUGCUCCAGCCUUGGAGGCGUCCCGCGCUGCCUCUCCCCGGCACCUAGUGACCCCUUCCCCUCUGGCAGCUCCCUGCUCUCCAAUGGCUCUCACAUCAGCGGCUCGGUCAGCUCACUGGACUCAGACGCCAGCGGCAGCACGGUGACCAGCACCGACAGCCACCCGGCCACCCACCGGGGCAGCUACCCCCACGGCCACCACGACACGCCGCGCUCCAGACGCCAGGAGGCCGAGGCCAGGAAGGCUGAGAGGAGGAGCCGGUUGAGGAGCCCCAACAGGCAAGAGAGGGAGGCCGUCCUCAGCCCCGAGAGGAGUCGCUCUGGUGUGAUUGAAAAGUUGGAGGCCUUGGAGCUGGAGAACGCUGAGCGGAUGGAGGUGGAGGAGGCAGGGAGGAGUGGAGCCAGACAGGGCCGCAGCGAGCACCGUCGCUUCCACAGAGAGGACCAGAGGCAUGACCUGGAUCAGGGUCUGGACUUCCCCUCCACCCUGCCCCCACUGAGGAGAGCCAAGUCCCUGGACCGACGGACCACUGACUCAGUCAUGACGCCGGAUUUGCUUAACUUCAAGAAAGGCUGGAUGGUGAAGCUCGAUGACCAAGGACAGUGGAAGAAAUAUUGGUUUGUGCUGACAGAUCACAGCCUGCGAUACUACAAGGACUCCAUCGCUGAGGAGGCUUCCGACUUGGAUGGUGAGAUUGAUCUGUCCACUUGUUACAAUGUAACUGAAUACCAGGCUCAACGCAACUAUGGUUUCCAAAUACACACCCAGGAGGGAGUACACACUCUGUCAGCCAUGACAGCAGGUAUACGCAGGAACUGGAUUCAGGCAGUCAUGAAGAAUGUCAGACCCUCCACUGCCCCUGAUGUUGCAAGCUCGACUGACGAUCAUGGCUCUUUCUCUCCUCUGGAGGGUCUGGUUAGGCCAGAUGUGACCCAGGACUCUCCUUCCUCCGAAGCAUCAUCUGUGGAAAGAGAUUCUGCCCCGGGCCUCAAAAAGAGCCGUGCACGGGAACGUAGAAGGGAAGGCCGCUCUAAGACCUUUGACUGGGCCGAGUUCAGGCCCAUUGCCCAGGCCAUGGCUCAGCAACGAGCCCAGGAGGCUGAGGGCCUGCAGGCAAACCUAGGAGAGCUCGAGCGGAGUCGGAGAAGGGAGGAGAGGCGGAAGAGGUACGAGUCUGUGACAGGCACAUCGGUGGAGUCUCCGCUGAUCGCAGAGAUAGGCAGGAUGGACUAUGAGAGUGGAGAGGGAGAUGGACACACAGGGCUUGACUCAGGAGGUCCUCUAUCUUUGGAGAGGCAGCAGAGGGUAGAGGAAGUGAUAGAACAACACUGGCAACAAGUGGAGAACACUCCCAUACGAGAAGAAAGGAGAGUGCCCCUGCCUUCAACAGUGCACUCCCGAGAGACGGCAGAACUAGAGAAAUUAUUGGAAAGUUACAAGAAAGGGGUAGAAGACCUGAAGACGCAGUUGGAGAGCUGUCACCAGCAGCUUGUCGAUUCCAACCAGCAGAAGCAGGAGCUGGAAUUCCAACUGAGAACCGCGCUGGAGAGAGAGCAGGACAUCCGGACGGGUUACAUCUCUCCGCUGGAGCACCCUAUGGGUCUGGAGGCUGAUGUGACGCCCCAGACGAAGAGGCCAGAACUGGUUAGUUCUCAAGCACAGAGCUUAACAAAGAAGUACCAGGAGACCAAAGAGCUCCUGCAGCUGCAAGAGCUGAAAAAGCGCAAUAUGCAGGCACAGCUUGGCCUCUCGCUUUCUCACCUCUCCACCGAGGAACCUUACUUUUCCGAACCCCAAAAAACAUCCAUUGUGGAAAACCCUCCCCCAGAACCGGUCCAAAAGACAGUUAGCUUCUUGCUCCAGGAUAGCUCAGAGCGGAUUCAAGAGCUAGAGGACUUGAUCAUUGGUAAACCUCUGACUCUCAGGGAGCUGAUGAAAUUGUUGAGAACACAUAGCUGUAAUCAAGAGAUAGCAGAAAAGGGUCAGUUUCAGAAGCUCUUGGAGACCUGGAAAUAUCAACAGGAGGUAGAAAAUGAAACCAUAAAAAAGAGCUUAGCCAGAGCAGGAGAAAGCAUCCGUGAUUAUGAAGCCCGUCUACUAACCAUGGAGGAUAUGGUGGGGAAAGUUCAGAUGCAAAAUCUUGAAAGCCUUAAGAACCCUUAUGGCCCUCUCUCAAAGAUUGAAAACCAUUCAGAAACAAAUGAAAUGAAUAUUGGACUCCUCUCACAGAGGGUUGAAUUGUUAACCAGUGAAAAUGGUGCACUGAAUCAGCGAUGUCAGGAGAUAGUUAACCAGUUGACUGAGGCUGACAGAGAAAUAGACAGACUGAAAGCAGAGUUGAUUAACCUACAGAGUGGCAAACAGCACAGUGUAGCUGUGGAGGAACUGAACAGAUUGAAGGCUGAACUGGCUGAGAACCAGGCAAAUGCCAUUGACAGAGAGUAUUAUGAGAGGGAGCUGAAUGAGAAAUCCCUGAGGCUUCACGAAGCUCUGGUGACCUUGGAGGAGCUUGGAAACACCCUAAAGGACACUGAAAAGAAACUGCAGUUGAAAGAGGCCACACUGAAAGGUCUGGGAUUCCAAGUGGCAUCUUGCGAGGAUAAUGAGUCACAACAGGAGAAAGAGCAACUCAGAGAGCUUCUUGAAGCGUCACAAGCAAAGUUAUAUGAGAGAGAGGCAAACUUACAGUCUAGAGAGCAGCGCUGUUUGGAACUUGAAGCCGAGAACAGUGAACUAAUCGCUUGCAAUGAGGAGUCUGAGAGAGUCAGUAGUCAGAAGUUAAAAGAAGCAGAAAAUGAAAUAAGAAUGUUACGAGAGAGGUUGGAGGUAGAAAUGAAAGCAGGUAGGGUUGAAAAGAGAGUGCAUGCGGAUGGAGGGUUGAUUCAGUUAUGUGAGAAGCAGGUUGCUGAUGAAGGGCUUAUUGAGCAAGUAGUAGAGGAGAUUGAGAUGAAGUCUGAGGCGCUUAAUCAGGUAUUAGAGAUGUUAACAAAGAUAGAUGUUAAUGUAGAGAAAACACUCAGCAAUUUAAAAAGCACUUUACUUGUCCCAGAUUACCUUGGUUCUUCCAAAGAGGACCCUCUCUGUGUUAGUCAGAAAGACAUGGACACGUUGAUAUUGGAGGGAGAGUUCUGGAGCCAACUGCUGAGUACUGCUGAAAUGAGGCCACAGGAAAAUAAAGGAGAAAGUUGUGAAAGGCGUUUGGCAGAACACAUGAUGGCAGAGAAGAGCAUGAUGCUUUUGAUUAGAGGGAUUUGUCCUCGAGCAAAAGUUGAAGUUGAUAGUGAGAUGGUAGUGACGGAGCCAGACCUUUCAAGAAUGUAUAGUUGGCCUGAUAAUCAAACAAAUACUCUAAUUCUAAAAGACUUGACAGAAACUUUGGAAGCAAAGGUGUAUUUUUUGAAGCAAACUGUCUCCACUCUGAAGUUGUCAAAACAUGAAAAGCUCCUGUCCUUGGCUCAGUUGACCUUUCAUUCUGCCAAUGAACAAAAACAGAGACUUGAAUACCUUCUUGAAGCCCUUAGAGAAGCUUGCAUGUCUUAUGUCAUCAUCAGGCAAAAAUUCCAACAUGAGAAAGAGCUGACACAAAAGCAGGCAGAAAUUCAGGCUGGUAGCUCAGGUUGUGUAAACUGUUCAAAAUUGAGAGACCUUAACAGAGAUCUCCAAACCAAACUGGCAGAUCUUCAGAAUCAGUUAUCUGGAGUGCAACUGAGAAAUGACAGGCCACAGACUUUCAUUCAGAUUGAUGGAGAGCCUAUAGAUUCAUUGGAUAAAACGAUUGAGCUUCAAGACAUGAUAGCAAGGCACAGGAAGGAGCUUCGGGAGGUCAGAGAUGUAUAUGAGCAGGAAGCAGAAAAGCUGAGGCAGGAAGUCGCCAAGGCAAGUGAGACACUGCGACUCCGUUCAGAAGAGAACGUUAAAGAAAUAGACUCCCUGACUAUCUGUAUGGAGAACCUGAAGAAGAAGCAUGAGAUGGAAAGGAACAUUCUCACAGAGAAGUUUUACCGGGAGAUGGAAGAACUGAGGAAUGUUGUGACUAGAGCGAGCCCAGACAGAAACUCGUCAGACGAGGCCAAGGACAGACAAGCACCUCCUGCUUCGUCACCAACGUCUAACCUCAAGGAGCGCAUUCAAGAGUUGGUGACCCAAGUCUCAGUCAUGACUGAAGAGAUGAGGCGGCGAGAAGAACAGGGCGAUGUAACAACUCUACGGCUGAAAUACGAGAAAGACCUGGAAAAUCUGAAGGCCACCUGUGAGAGGGGCUUUGCUGCCAUGGAGGAGUCCCACCAAAAGGUGAUAGACGAGCUGCAGCGGAAACACCAGAGAGAGUUGGAGAACCUACAGGAGGAGAAGGAGCGACUGCUGGCAGAGGAGACGGCAGCCACCAUCGCUGCAAUUGAAGCGAUGAAAAACGCCCACCGGACAGAGUUGGAGAAAGAGCUGGACAAAGCUCGCAAGGCCAACAACAACGCAGAGAACGCUGACAUAGAGGAGAUUCGCAGACAGCAUGAGGAGGAGCUGUGUUCAUUCCAGCGGGAGAUUGAGGUGUUGUCGGAGCAGUAUUCCCAGAAGUGCCUGGAAAACGCCCACCUGGCCCAGGCGCUGGAGGCCGAGAGGCAGGCCCUCAGGCAGUGUCAGAGAGAGAACCAAGAGCUUAACGCACACAACCAGGAGCUAAACAACCGUCUGGCAGCAGAGAUCACCAAGAUGCGCUCCAUGACCAGUGAGGAUGGAGGUGGAGACCCAAGCGCCACGAUACAGGGCAAAGAGCUAUAUGAGUUAGAGGUGAUGCUGAGGGUGAAGGAGUCUGAAGUCCAGUACCUGAAGCAGGAAAUCAACUCCCUGAAAGAUGAACUCCAGGCAGCCCAAAGAGAUAAGAAAUACGCAACAGAUAAGUACAAGGACAUCUACACAGAGCUGAGCAUCGUCAAGGCCAAAGCGGAGCGGGAUCUGGGCCGGCUUAGAGACCAGCUGCAGCUGGCUCAUGAGGCGCUGGGGGAGCCCUCACUGGAGGAGGUGGAACGAGGAGGAUAUGAUAUCAUGAAGUCCAAAAGCAACCCAGACAUCCUCAAGAUGGCAGCUGCUGCAGCUAAACGCUCAGAGCGCACCAUGAGGUCAAAGAGCCUAAAGGAAGGGCUGACAGCCGAGCAGAGACUCCACCUGUUUGAAAAUAAAGACACCAAGGAGUUCUGAUAGUGACGUGUCAUGUCCUCCUACCUUGCUGCAUGUUUAGAGGCCCACUAUAUUUUAGCUCUGUAAUGACUUAUUUAGUAACACUACACACUGGUCACAAAACACACGUCGUAUAUUAUUAAAAAAAAAAUCAUGGUAUGAAGUUUGAAUUUCAUGUCUAUAGAGUUUGCAUUCCAUGCACUUCAGUUACUGUGACUUUUUUUGUACUUUUUUUUUUGUUGUUGUUGCCAUGUCUUACUGUAAAUACUCUGUACUGUUUUUAAUUGAGCAUCUUGCAUACACUAAAACCAUGACUGUGUAAGCUACUGUUUUAACUCUGUAGAUUGUGUUACUAGCCAAAGGAAUAAGUGUGAUGUUUAAUGGCUAAACACAACUACAUAUUGAUGAUUGAAUAAUACUUGCAUAACCAAUCAUGAGAACAAGCGCCCUCAGGCCUGCACGUUAUGCUAGGUGUGGUCAGUACGCACAUAUUGAAUCUCCCCACCACUCCGUUAUCAUUUCAGCACAGAUGGAAGUCUUGCUCAAUAAACAAGCUCUGGAACAAAAGUGUUCUCCUGCAUUAUUAUACACUAUCUGCUAUGUUGCUUCAUCGCCUGGCUUGUCAGCUUCUAAACGGUGAUUAACAUCAUAGAUGUUCUCUGAAAUCCUCGGAUCAAUCUGGGAUUACCAAUGGAAAGGCAACUGCUGAAUGCAUAUGGAUGGGAUCACUGAUUAUAAUAUAAAUAUAUAUAUGAAAAUUUAUAUAGAUUUUUUUUUUCCUCACUGCAAUCAUUGGUCCAACUGUAUAGGAGUUGAUGGAGUUGGUUAUGUUUGUAGUCUUGUUCAGUGGCAGUUCCUUUGUAUUUAUUUAAAUGUUUUGGAUUUUUGUCCCACAUUCUCAUUCCUCUGUACUCUUACUGUAAAUAUAAAGCAAAUAUACACCAACUGCCUACAGGUUUAUUAGCAAUAAAUAUUUUUGCACCCUG
Messenger RNA from Myripristis murdjan (pinecone soldierfish), 7851 nucleotides. It is a transcript of the gene mpripb, whose product is annotated as myosin phosphatase Rho interacting protein. Gene Ontology annotation, molecular function: actin filament binding. Gene Ontology annotation, cellular component: actin cytoskeleton. Lineage: Eukaryota; Metazoa; Chordata; Actinopteri; Holocentriformes; Holocentridae. The coding region runs from base 884 to 6886 and encodes 2000 amino acids. The transcript is spliced from 24 exons. The record is from RefSeq and is a predicted model, not a curated record.